UUUCAUUAUAACUCUGUGAAGUAAUCCUCGAUAAAUUAUGUCAUCCAAAAUUUGGGUUUGGAAGAAAGUUCCUGGUAUAGUCGGUCGAUGUAACGAUGUCAUUUAUUCACGUCCGAAAACACCUCCGAGCCAGGAUCUUCUUUUAUAUUUUGGGGGAGAUGUUCAAGACAUUCAGGAGAAUAUGGAACAACAUUCAGAUAGUAAAAAGUAUAUAGAAUGGAAUUUGCAAAAUACUGCUCAUAUACUAUCAACAAACUUCCCCAAAAAACAUAUAAUUGUCAUUCGUCCAUCGAGAAUAUAUGUAACAAUGCAUGCUUUGUUUAGCUGUUUUGAUAACUUUGUACCAGGAAAUGAAUAUGGUAUCCCAUCGUACCUUCCAACACAUAAUGGUUUAAAACAUUUACAUGAAUUGGUAAAAUCAUGUUUGGAUCAUAUUAAGACAUGCAGUGGUAAUGAGGAUCCUAGUCUUUUCAGUAUUGAGAAAAUAAAAUUAACAUUAAUGGGCUUUAGCAAAGGCUGUGUUGUUUUAAAUCAGUUGCUUCACGAGUUUCAUUACUACCAAAGAAAAUCAAAACCUGAUGUUGAAAUUAAUAAUUUUACAAAACUUAUUGAAAGUAUAUGGUGGUUAGAUGGUGGACAUGCAGGAACUAAAGAUACAUGGAUCACAGAUAAAUCCAUCUUGGAAUCAUUUGCAAAAUUAAGGAUAAAUGUUCACGUACAUGUUACACCAUAUCAAGUUCAAGAUUCUAGUCGUCCGUGGAAUCGCGAAGAGGAAAACCGAUUUUCUACUACUUUGAAAAAUAUCGGAGUUCCCAUAAAACGGGAAUUACAUUUCACGGAUAAACCAAGAAGUUUGCUGCUUCAUUUUAACGUUAUCAAAGCUGUUGGUAAUUGCACACAGUAAGGUUGUGAUAUUUGCCUCAUUUAUUUUA
This is a messenger RNA of Osmia lignaria (orchard mason bee), 932 nucleotides long. RefSeq names its product mitochondrial protein C2orf69 homolog. Gene Ontology annotation, cellular component: mitochondrion. NCBI's taxonomy places the organism in Eukaryota, Metazoa, Arthropoda, Insecta, Hymenoptera, Megachilidae. The record is from RefSeq and is a predicted model, not a curated record.